Messenger RNA from Cyphellophora europaea CBS 101466, 3363 nucleotides. RefSeq lists its product as uncharacterized. Gene Ontology annotation, cellular component: endoplasmic reticulum. Gene Ontology annotation, biological process: GPI anchor metabolic process; endoplasmic reticulum to Golgi vesicle-mediated transport. The record is from RefSeq and is a predicted model, not a curated record. Bases 1 to 3363 code for a protein of 1120 amino acids. The transcript has a single exon. NCBI's taxonomy places the organism in Eukaryota, Fungi, Ascomycota, Eurotiomycetes, Chaetothyriales, Cyphellophoraceae. Gene Ontology annotation, molecular function: phosphatidylinositol deacylase activity.
AUGCUGCUGAAGCCUGUCAACAACGCCCAUCAUGGCGACAGCUCUCCGUCCUCCCCCACCGGCGAGCGCUCCUCUUCCUCCUCCGAUAUGACCGACGUACGCGGCUUCCUCAAAUCGCAGGAUGGGAAUGGCAAGAACGGUGCGCUCGAUGCGCGAACUCAAAGUGUUUGGGCUUUCAGACCGCUCACUCUAAUCACCACUGUCCUCGCAUUAUUGUCCAUCGGCGCGAUUCUUCACUCAACCAUGAAUCUGCAAUUAGAUCCUCAGGGAUGCGGCAUGUCUUUCAUGACGCCAGCCUAUAUUAAGAUGGAGGGUUUCGACAGCGAAUAUUCCCGCUUUGCAUCCAAGUACGGCCUACAUCUGUACCGCGAAGAGGGUGUCGAUCAGUAUAAUGCUGCAAGCGGAGAUUUGGGAUUGCGGGGCGCCCCAGUUCUCUUCAUUCCGGGCAAUGCAGGGAGCUAUAAGCAAGUUCGCAGUCUCAGCAGCGAGGCUGCCCGCUACUGGAAAGGAAAGAACCGAGAUAGAGAAGAGGAGCUAGACGGGAAGAGAGCGUUUGAUUUCUUUACACUUAAUUUCAACGAAGAUCUCUCAGCCUUCCAUGGUCAGACACUGAUAGAUCAGGCCGAGUAUGUGAAUGAGGCGAUUGCAUUCAUUCUGUCACUAUAUCAUGACCCUGUCCGAGGUCGGAAAGGAAGCAAAAACGCGAAUCUACCGGAUCCCAGCUCGGUCAUCUUGAUCGGACACUCUAUGGGGGGCAUUGUUGCAAGAACAGUCCUGGUGACCAGCAAGUACCAAGCCAACAGUGUCAAUACACUCAUCACUAUGAGCACACCACAUGCCAGGCCACCGGUGGCCUUCGACGCGGACAUGGUGAGCCUCUACGAGAAGAUCAACCAGUACUGGCGAAUGUCCUACCUCCAAGAAGAGGAGGGCAUGAACCCGCUCGCGCAGACCACAUUGAUCAGCAUUGCGGGCGGAGGCCGAGACACGACUGUGCCGUCGGAUUACACCAGUAUUGGUAGUCUAGUUCCAGAAACAAACGGCUUCACCGUCUUCACGAGCGGCAUUCCUGAUAUCUGGACGAGCAUGGACCAUCUUGCUAUUACGUGGGCUGACCAGAUGCGCAAGGUACUUGUCAGGAGCAUGUUUGAGAUCGUCGACGUCAGGAGACCUGGCCAGACAAUUCCUCGAGCUGAACGGAUGAAAGUCUUUCAAAAGUACUUUCUAACCGGGCUGGAGACGAAUGCUGAAAAGCAUCUCACCGAGAAGAGCAAACACCACGAUGUUCUUUUGACGUUAGGAAGGACUGAAACCGAGAAGAGUGGUGGCGUUGCUAUACGACGGCUAGGAGCCCAAGACGACCCAAGUACACGAUUGCUGCCCAUUCCCAUCACGACUAAGCAUGGGCAGCAGAGUUUCUCCCUCCUGACAGACCAGACCAUGGACGAUCAGGGCAGCUUCGGCGACAAGCUCGAGGUGCUUUUCUGCAGUACUUUCCCAAUAUCGUCUGGCAGCGCCAAUUCUCUGCCUGUGCAGAUUGACCAGUCCAGCGGUGACUCUUCUGCGACGCGGUUAGCUUGCAAGCGGCCUACUGGCGAUGCUAUUCGCCUGCCAGCCUCUACGAGAACAUCUCAGAAUGCCUUUGACCAACGCACUCCCUUCACUUAUCUCCAGUACGACGCUGCGGACUUGCAAGAGUUCCAACUCGUUGCCCUUGUGGACAAGUCAACGGAGAUAAGUGCGAGCUGGGUUCUGGCUGAGUUCGCUGAUGCAGCCUCUGCAGUCACAACUUCUACAGCAAGUCUCACAAAGCUCCUGCUUCGUGGUGAGAGCUUUGAAUUGCCCCCAAAGAGAUCAAUGGUCAACGAGAUCAGGAUCCCUGCUCUGCACUCAUCUUUGCUCGCAUACAAGCUUCAAGUCCGCCAGCAUGGUUGCGGAGACGAUGUCGAGCUCUUCACACCUCUUGUUCGGCAGCACCUUGAGAGUCCUCAUCACGAGAGCAAGUACUUCGUGAACUUCAAGUCUGGAGACGUCAACCUGCACGGUGUUUCGCCGUUCAUGCCUCCGUCUCUGGACGGCUCCAAUCCUGGCCUUGACGGAGUCGCAUUUCAAAUCUGGAGCGAUCAAACCUGUAACAGUGCGCUGGAAGUGUCCUUGCAUGCCGAUCUCCCUGGAUCUCUCGGCAAGCUCUCUAUUCGCUACCGAACCAUCUUUGCAGUCUUCCCAUUGCUCGUGGUAGCGAUGACACUUCGCAAACAAUUUCGUGUCUACGACAACACUGGGAUCUUCAUCAGCUUCGGUGAAGCACUCGACCAAAGUCUCCGCCUACCCCUGCCUGUGCUACUCCUCAGCAUGACUUUCUUCGCCACCGCCUUCUCCACCGCCGGCAGCAUAUCUGCCACUUCGCUUAAUACAAAUACAACAACAGACUUCGGCAAGAAUGAUCUCCUACUCGGCAGUCAGGAUUCAUUCUUCUGGUUCCUCGUGCCCUUCGCAGGUCUGAUUUGCGUCGGCGCCUGUGUCGUCCUACACUACCUAGUUCUCGCGCUAUUGCAUCUCUUUGUAGGCCUCGGUCGCCUCAUCACCCACUUUAAUAAUUCCUCGCCAGCCCCGUACACCGCACUGCCGGCCUCGCCCACAUCCUCAGGGGACGAAAAAGAUCACAAGGACAAACCUCUCCCUCCACUCUCGACCCUUCCCGCACUAUCCAUCCUCGCCACUUCCACGCCGCGCCGUCGCCUCAUCAACACCUUACUCCUCCUCGGCCUCGUCGCCACCAUCAUCCCUUACCCCUUCGCCUAUGUCGUCGCUUGCCUCGUGCAACUAGCCACGACGACCCGCGCCCUCUCCUACCACUACGCCACUCCGCACUCGCGCACGCUCGCCGCUGCCAACUUUUUCAACUACACUUAUGCGGUGCUCAUCCUGAUGCUGUGGGUGCUGCCCCUCAACCUGCCCGUUCUGGUGGUUUGGGUGCACAACCUGGCCGUGCCGUACUGGUCCGCCUUUGGCUCGCACCACAACAUCCUGGCCAUCGCACCCUUCAUCGUGCUGGUCGAGACGUUAGCCGGUGGUGUCAUGGUGCCGCGACUGCGGCUACGACUAGGCAGGAACGCGAAGGCGAAUCGGGCCAACGCCAAUAAUAAGCCUGGCUCCUCCUGGGCCGCCGCUGGUGGCGGGUACGGGCGUAUCGUCACCAACGUCGGCUUCUUUGGCCUGGCGGUGUACGCGGCCGUGUAUGGCAUGACGUGGGCAUAUCGGCUGCAUUGGAUUGCGUGCGUUGUGGCCGGGUGGCUGAGUGUGGUGCACUGGCUUGGUGGCCGGAUGGGUGGAAGCGGUGGAGGAAGGGUGGUUGCGCGAUGA